AUGGCGAGCCAGAGCGCCGCCGUGGUUGCGAUAGACAUAACGCAUAAAAUUACCAAGGCUGCUUCUACGCUGCCACCGGGAGAGAUCGUCAAAGAUGGCUUCUUUACGUUGUUUGAGUCCGUUGGGGCCCUUGAAAUCAUGGACCCCAAGAUGGAUAGCGCCUGCGAGGACCCUCACGAUGAGCUUGGGGAAGUGUAUGACGUGAGGAGAGAACUUCUACCGGAUGAAGUUCUCGGUAUUAUGGACCAGCUACUGUGCCAUGAGACGCUUUUCACAUGCGUAUACGUCGAGGAGAUCCUUAUGCCGAAUCCUGAGUCGAUCCAUGAUGCAGACUUUAUCAAGGACCCUCCUUCGGAGUAUCAGCGACCGCCUCUCUCAUUGGUGCUCCGGGCGUAUUGCGAGGAAGAUUUCGUGAGCAACACAUACAGUCGCACGCUCCUAGAUGCUGUUAACCACAAUGACGUCUUGGACUGCCUACAAGAGGCGGCAUCCCUCCUGGAGUCCUUAAAAGGGUCUAUGCCCAAGGACGUCUUAGACGCUCUCAGUGCUCGAAUUUCGCUCCGCCAAGCCUUCCUCCGAGCGACUAUCGCAUCCGAAGAUACCGCUGACCAUGUUGGUCUUUACGACGCCUGGACCCAAGCUAAUAAAGCUUUGGGCGUGUUCAACAAGUCUUUAACUGUUCCCACCACUCGCGUUGCGGACUCGUUUAGUGCGAAGAUACAGCAGAAACUUGCUAGCACUAUGCCGCCGAGGCCGAUUGUGGAGCUGAGCCUUGACGAGGCAACUGGGCAUUUGACGAGGUUAUUUCAAGACAGCUUGGCGGCGAUCAACAUUACUGAUUAUUCGGAUCCCCAAUCUCUAUUGACAUCCGUUGCAAUUUUCCAGUCCAGGAAACCGCAGCCUCUAGUUUACGUUCGAUGUCUCAUCCAAGGGCUCAUAUUCAACGACAUGGUGAUUCUGGGAAAUAAGAGCAUGCGCCAAAUCAUGGACGACGACUUUUCAAUGCUCACGAUGUCGUACAGCCCCCUGUUAGACCGGUCCUAUGACGAAAUAGAGGUCACCCAUGACCCCCGAUUCAUGAUUGCCCAGCACAUGGAAAAGUUCCGCCAAAAGACAGCGCCUAUAUACUUUGAGAUUCUGCGCGUGCUAUGCCUCAACAGGUGCAGAGUACGCCGCACUCUCAUUCACCUCGUCCGCGAGUGGGAUUACCUUCAUGGGGAGGCCGAGCAACUAGACCAAACAUUAGCGCAGUUGACAGGAGAACAACCGCUGACGAUCAGCCUCUCUGGGAACCCACCUGCACCGACGCAAUCGUUACCGCUCUCAUCUUGGGCAUGUCUUCACAAACUCCGGUUGAUGAAGUGGAUCAUCCAGCUAGGGUUUGAACUAGAUGUCUACCAAAACGACGAGCUCGCAGCCAUGUACUGGUACCUCAAUUACCUGAGCAAGCAGCGCUUCCAACUUCUCGAACGGACGAAGUCUUUUGUCGACGUACACGCGAGGAACCCGAGGAACCAGCGUCGGGCGGACGCGGACCGUCAAAUCAUUGCGUCCCUUGCCUUCCUCCGAUUUGCCCUCCUCGAGUCCGCCAUAACGUGGGAUCUAUCCGAUAGCCUCACCUGCUUGUACACAGUACUUCUACGCCUCUCGCUCAUAAAGCCUCCGCCCCGACCCUACAGCACCGAUGAACUUCGCUACGAGCUCCGGAUGCGCCCAUUUUGCACCAUCGGCGUACCCGAGAUGAUUCCGUACCAGCUAUUCAAGGACGCCGUGGAGCAGCGCGAUCUCUCUACGGAGCACCUACUCGAGAGCGCAGCCAAAUCCGCGGCGAGCGCUCGGAAGAGCCUAGACAGCAUGUCGAAACUUGAUAAGUCGAUGACCUUCUCCGGUAUGAGUUACGAGGGAUGGCUAGAAAAGACGAAGGGUUCUCUGAAGUCAUGCAUCGCGAUAAGUGUUGGGGUCGCUACUCUUCAGAAGAUGGUAAAGGCGGCGGGGCCUGAUGGGGAGGUGAAGGCGAAAGUGGAGGUAGCGGAGGCGAGCAAAGCGUAUCACGAAUGGUGGAUUGUACCUAAAAUUAUUCCUGCAUGA
Messenger RNA from Scedosporium apiospermum, 2088 nucleotides. RefSeq lists its product as uncharacterized. The coding region runs from base 1 to 2088 and encodes 695 amino acids. The transcript has 6 exons. Gene Ontology annotation, biological process: N-terminal peptidyl-methionine acetylation. NCBI's taxonomy places the organism in Eukaryota, Fungi, Ascomycota, Sordariomycetes, Microascales, Microascaceae. Gene Ontology annotation, cellular component: NatC complex. The record is from RefSeq and is a predicted model, not a curated record.